This is a messenger RNA of Alternaria incomplexa, 726 nucleotides long. RefSeq lists its product as uncharacterized. Gene Ontology annotation, cellular component: TIM23 mitochondrial import inner membrane translocase complex. Lineage: Eukaryota; Fungi; Ascomycota; Dothideomycetes; Pleosporales; Pleosporaceae. The record is from RefSeq and is a predicted model, not a curated record. The coding region runs from base 1 to 726 and encodes 241 amino acids. The transcript has 2 exons. Gene Ontology annotation, biological process: protein import into mitochondrial matrix.
AUGGCCGCCGCAUACAAGCCUACUGAAGCGAUCGCGCUCAUUCGACCAACAUUCGUCUUACCGCGCAUCCGGGCCUCAAAUCGCAGAGCGCAUAUCGGGCGCGUCGCCUUCUCCACCACCCACCAUGCACAAGCCACGCAUACGUCGACGAGCAGUCCGACGCCAAAACCGCAAAGAAAGUCGAUUUCUUUGACCGGCGACACCGGCCAAGUCCGAUGGUCUGAUCUGUCACCGGGCGAAAAGGCAGUGCGGACCACCCAGCAGAGCUUCAACCUUGUAGUGGUCCUGGUGGGCAUAGUAGCAACUGGCGGCGUGGGCUACUUCCUCUUCUCCGAUGUCUUCAGUCCCUCCUCCAAGACUGCCUACUUCAACCGCGCAACGACGCUUAUACGCCAGGACCCCCGAUGUCAAAAGCUGCUGGGUCCAGGCGCCGAAAUUGCUGCUUUUGGUGAAGGCUCUUGGUCGCGAUGGGCGCGCAAUCGCUACCUCAGCAGUACCGAAGAGACUGACAAGUGGGGCACUGAGCAUCUGCGCUUCAGAUUCUACGUCGAGGGGCCGUUGGGACAGGGCGUGGUGCAUGUACAUUUGACUAAGAGACCAAGUCAGACUGACUACGACUACGAGACGCUUGCCGUGGAUGUAAAGGGUCAUCAGAGGAUUGAUCUGGUUUCCGAAAACAAGAAGGACAAGGUUGCGCCCAAGAUUUUUGGCGCGCGGUGGUGGUGA